This is a messenger RNA of Glycine soja, 2344 nucleotides long. RefSeq lists its product as uncharacterized. The coding region runs from base 240 to 1718 and encodes 492 amino acids. Gene Ontology annotation, molecular function: acetylglucosaminyltransferase activity. The transcript has 4 exons. Lineage: Eukaryota; Viridiplantae; Streptophyta; Magnoliopsida; Fabales; Fabaceae. The record is from RefSeq and is a predicted model, not a curated record.
AAACCGCAACUCAAUCUCCAUUCUCCAACUCCAAGCACCGUGGAGCUCCAUUUUUUCUUUCCUGUACAAACAAGAACAAGCACCUGUUGCUUCCGUCACCGGUUUUAAAAGCUAACCUUAACUUGGAGGUUGAUUUUGUCCCCUCCGUGAGCCUUUUCUUCUUCUUCCCCACCUUUUUAAUUAAUAAUAAUUAAAAUAAAAACAAAAAAAGCAAGCAAGGAACAAAGACAACAACAAUUAUGUUCCAGCGAAGAAAAAAGGAACACGGUCAUAGUACCUUGCCACUUUCCACCACCUCAGACUUAGACAACACAGCAACAGCAAUGCCUCCUCUUCCCACCAUCAGAACCAAAACACCUUCCUUCAAAUCCUUCCUCUUAACCCUAUCUAUCCUCCUCAACCUCUUCCUCCUGUGGGCCCCACCCAACUCCUCAUCACCAUCACUGCCCUCAUCCACGUCCGCCCUCAUCUCCCGCCUCUCCCCCACCACGCGCCGCCACCUCCUCUUCUCCGUCGCCUCCUCCUCCACCUCCUGGCCCCGCCGCCUCCCCUACAUCAACCUCUGGUACUCCCCCGCCACCACCCGCGCCCUCGCAUUCCUCGACAAAACACCACCCAACGCCACCUCAGCCGACGAUUCCUCGCCGCCGUUGGUGAUCUCCGGCGACACCUCCUCUUUCCCCUACACGUUCCGCGGCGGGCUGCGGUCCGCCAUCCGCGUGGCGCGUGCCGUGAAGGAGGCCGUGGAUCGCAACGAGACGGACGUGCGGUGGUUCGUGUUCGGCGACGACGACACUGUGUUCUUCGUCGACAACGUGGUGAGGGCGCUCGCGAGGUACGAUCAUAGCAAGUGGUUCUACGUCGGGAGCAACUCCGAGAGCUACGAGCAGAACGUGAAGUACUCGUUCGAGAUGGCGUUUGGAGGUGGUGGCUUCGCGAUCAGCUACUCGCUUGCUAGGGUUUUGGCGAGGGUUUUGGACUCGUGUUUGAGGAGGUAUGGCCAUUUGUAUGGAAGCGAUUCGAGGAUUUAUUCUUGCAUUGCUGAGCUUGGUGUUGCGUUAACUCACGAACCUGGAUUUCAUCAGUUAGAUAUGCGGGGGAACUUGUUCGGGAUGCUGGCUGCUCAUCCAUUAUCUCCGUUAUUGUCACUUCAUCACUUGGAAUCAGUGGAGCCCCUUUUCCCGGACAUGAACAGAGUACAAGCUUUGGAACAUCUUAUUGCAGCUGCAAAUGUAGAUCCUGCCAGGAUCCUGCAGCAAACUGUCUGCUAUGAUCGAUCAAAUUCUUUGACCUUCUCGGUUUCUUGGGGUUUUGCUAUCCAGGUUUAUCAAGGAAAUGAACUUCUACCUGACCUCCUUUCACUGCAGAGAACUUUUGUGCCAUGGAAGAGGGGUAGUAAAGUUAAUGCCAAUUUUAUGUUUAACACCAGAGACUAUCCUAGAGAUCCUUGUAAAAGGCCUUCUAUAUUUUUCUUUAAAAGUGUUGCAUCUGAUAAAAGGGGCAUUUGGAGCAAUUACAGUGGACAUGUUGUUGGGAACUGCUUUGAAUCUACACUGCUCAAGCAGAUCAUAGUUUUUUCAAAGAAGCUGGAGCUUAAUAAUGAACAGAUGAUUGCUCCCCGCCGUCAGUGCUGCAAUGUAUUGCUGACCUCUAAUGAUACAGUCAGUCUUCAUAUUAGACAGUGUGAACUUGAUGAACUGAUCUCCAUGCAACCCUAGCAUUCAUUUAGGGAGUGGCCUCCUUUAAAAGCUUCUUCGAAAUUUUCAAGAGCAUGAAUGUCCGUGUGGUAGCUGAUGUGAGGUGGAUGCUUCUUCUUUAAGUAGAGAAAGAUCCUUGUCCUUUUUGUUGAAGAAAAAUAAUCAGAAGAUAACUCUUAAGAUCUUGCUGGUAAUCAAACCCCUCUCAGGUAGGUUUUUCGUUUGCUGGAAAAGUGCUCCACCCCUCACAAUCUGCCCCAGUUGCCUGGCUUGUUUUAUUUGCUGCGUAGCUGAUUUUUUCAAAUGGUUUAUUUCCCAGCAGUUGCACCUAACAACAUUACAUGUUAUCCACUUCUGAUGCUCAAAAUUUCAGGCAAUCUCUCGUGGUAUUUGGAGUGAGGUAACCUCAGUCAAGGUUUCCAAUUAUAAAUUUGAAAUGUGAUCCCAACGAGAUCAUGUCUCAAUUCAUGUCAUUUGCCAACUAGUUCUUUUGUUUGAAAAUUCUGUAAAUUCUACAUAAUUGUUUGCUGGCUGCAUGUUGGUAAUAUACUUAUAAACAUUAAACAGUCCGUUGGAAAUAUUUUUAGAAAUAUUUUAACUCGAAUGAUUAAUAUUUUUUUAUGCAUAUAAGAGAUGAAUUUCAUUUA